Molecule: messenger RNA, 642 nt
Organism: Blepharisma stoltei
Lineage: Eukaryota; Ciliophora; Heterotrichea; Heterotrichida; Blepharismidae
Source: the annotation of a GenBank genome assembly
AUGCAAAAGGAAAGCAAUUCAGAGCAACAAAACAAUUGUGCAUCCCUCCCCACUUUUACAUCAAAGCCUAUUUAUCGAGCCAGGCGCAUUUUUCCUCAAAAAACCCCAGAGAAAAGAUUUUCAAGUAUAUCGGAUAAAGAUACAAUAGAGAUUGUUGAAAAGACUGAUUAUAAUCAAUUUGCAAGAAAUCCAUUUCGAACAGCGCAUUUAGAUGAUGUUUUAUUUAAUUCAAACAGCAGAAAACAAGAGAGUGACAGUUUUGGCGAGCCGGCAAAAAAAGCGCUCAAUUUUGACGAUAAAAAUUUGGAACACUCUUUUGCUCAGCUUUUAACUCCAGAAUAUGGGAACUUGAGUGGGAAAAGGAAAAGAACUGAUAAUACUGAGCCAAAAACCUGCAAAAAGGACAAACGAUCGGCAGGGCCAGUUCCUAUCAUGAUGGUCGAGCUGAUAGACCCUGAGACUAACCAAACAGAAAAUUUUCGAUGCUUUAAAGAAGAAACGAUGUUUAAACACAUAGGAAUAGAAUUAGAAGAAUCCAAAGGCGAUGCAGAUAAUGACGUCAAUUCUGAUGAAGACUUAAUCAGCGAAAGUGUAAAUUUUUUAACCCAAGAAUUAGAAGAAGAAAUAACGAAGCAGCCAUAA